AUGGUUUCUUUAAAGGCUAUCGCUGUUGCUACCUUGGCAGCCGUUGCUACUGCUCAGUACUCCAACUCUACAUCUUCUGAUGUUCCAUCAACUUUCUCCAUCAGCUCUUCUUCAAGCGAGGAAGAUGUUGCUACCUCUUCUUCCGAGGACUUCAUCAUCUCAUCCUCCACUUCCUCUGAGGCUGUCCGUACCCCAUACAUGACUGGUUACUUGGAUGCUGAAGGUGCUCCAACCUUUGAGAUCUACCUUCCAGGAAACAUUGCCACUUGGACCAACGUUGAAGUCCAAGGUUCCAACCCUGAUUCUCCUUAUGUCUUCAGUGGUGUUGAUGUCAAUGUCGACUCUGAGGUUGUCGGAUCUGGUUCUUACACUGAUGACACUUUCUCCGCUUCCUACGACCAAUCUAUUGAGUACGAGGAGGACUUGAUUAUCUACAUUCACGCUGUUGCUACUGGUGAAGCUCCAUACAGUGCUAUUGCUUCCGUUGCUAUCACAGUUCCAGAUGAGAGCAGAUUGAAAAAGAGAGCUACUAUUACUCUCGAUUUCGAAGCCUCUAUCGACCAGGAUGCUAGCAGCAUCUCCUCUGUUGAGAGUUCUUCUUCCGCUGAGGAGUCUACUGAGUCUGAAUCCUCUGCUGAGUCUGAAUCCUCUGCUGAGUCUGAGUCUUCUUCCGAGUCCGAGUCUUCUGCUGAGUCUGAGUCUUCUUCCGAGUCCGAGUCUUCUGCUGAGUCUGAAUCCUCUGCUGAGACCAUCACCUCUGAAAUCACAUCUACUGCUACUGCCAGUGACAUUUCAACCACCGUUGUUACUAUCACCUCCUGUUCUGACAACGCCUGCUCCAAGACUGCUGUCACCACUGGUGUCACUGUUGUGACUGCCACCAUCUCUGGUGUUGUCACUGAGUACACAACCUACUGCCCACUCACUGCUGAUGAGACUUCUGCUGAAGAGACCACCACCGUUGCUCCAGCUUCUGAAGUUUCUUCUGUCGUCACCACCACUGUUACUGCUCCAUCUACAACUGUUGUUACUAUCACCUCUUGUGCAGAGAACCGUUGUGAGGAGAGCACAGUCACCACUGGUGUCGUCGUUGUCACAUCCACUCCAGCUGAGGGUGAGGUCACUAUUUACACCACUUACUGCCCAUUGACCAGCGCUUCUUCUUACACUACUGUUAUUACCGUGACUCCAACUGAGGCACCAGCUACUACCGAAACUGGUGAGGUUAUUACCACUGAGGUUACCACCGUUGUUACUGGUACUUCUGAGAACGAGGAGACUGCCUACACUACUGUCGUCACCGAGGUUACUACUGUUGGUGCUGAGGGUACUACUGCUACUGCUGAGGGUACUACUGCCACUGCUGAGGGUACCACCGCUACUGCUGAGGGUACCACUGCUACUGCUGAGGGUACCACCGCUACUGCUGAGGGUACCACCGCUACUGCUGAGGGUACUACUGCCACUGCUGAGGGUACCACCGCUGCUACUGAGGCUACCACUGCCACUGAGGCUGCCACUGCUACUGAGGCUACCACUGUCUCCACUGUUGCCAGCGGUGCUGAAGGUUCUGCCUCCGUCUCCACCUACGAGGGUGCUGCUGCUCAAUUGAGCGCCGGUGCUGCUGCUUUGGCUGGUUUCGUCUACUUGCUGUUGUAA
Williopsis jadinii is the source of this 1659-nucleotide messenger RNA. RefSeq lists its product as uncharacterized. Bases 1 to 1659 code for a protein of 552 amino acids. Lineage: Eukaryota; Fungi; Ascomycota; Saccharomycetes; Phaffomycetales; Wickerhamomycetaceae. The transcript has a single exon. The record is from RefSeq and is a predicted model, not a curated record.